Molecule: messenger RNA, 2099 nt
Organism: Galendromus occidentalis (western predatory mite)
Lineage: Eukaryota; Metazoa; Arthropoda; Arachnida; Mesostigmata; Phytoseiidae
Gene: Exo70
Product: exocyst complex component 7
Exons: 15
Coding region: 1-1959 (652 amino acids)
Biological process (GO): exocytosis
Cellular component (GO): exocyst
Molecular function (GO): phosphatidylinositol-4,5-bisphosphate binding
Source: RefSeq, a predicted model, not a curated record
AUGUGUGGGAUCCUGAAUUCAUUCGACGAUCGCUUGGAACGCCUAGAGAAGACGAUCACUCCUGUAUACAAGCAGACAGGAUCUCUUCAAAAACGUCAAGAAAAUAUCAACCUCGUUCUAAAAAAAUUGGACUGCGUCAUACCGAUGUACAAUGUCGCAGAGCGUCUGCGGAGCUCCGUCAGCCGGGGUCCGACGCAAGAAGUGAAGGAAUACAUCGAAACAAUCGAAGAGUUACGCCAAGCUCUACAGUUCUUCGAAAAAAGUUCGCCCUUGAACGCUGAAGUUCCAGCUCUGAAACAAAUCAUAAACCAAGGUCAAAAUCUCCUGCUCCAACAUUUCGAGGAUCAACUCAAUUCCCAUUCGCGGCCACUCCCAGCUCCCACAAUACACGAUCUGAUCGAAAUUGACGAGGAGCUCCGAAGUCUUGACUCAACCCGGAGUUUGGAUCAAAUUCCGAAAGAGGUACAAGAUGAACUUCGAGAAAUGGCCGUGUAUCUCGCACAAUGCGGCCAAGAGAGUCGAGUCAUGGAGAAAUACGGAGCAGUUCGCAGCCGAAUUCUGGUUCAGAGCAUCUCGAAUCUAAAGGAUCACGAGAAAUCAACGAGCGGUAGCAGCAGUCAUAUGAUGACUUUGGGCGUGUCUUCGAGCCCACUUCCCUCUCGUCGCUCCGGAGUGUCAUCAUUGAAAGACCCGAGCGUCGCUGGAAGGAGCGUAGGCCGGAAGAUCAGGAACGCCAUUUUGCGGAACGCGGGCUUGAAAAAGAACUCUGCCGACGCAUCCACUGGGAAAUAUCUCACGUUAGGGAGAGAAGUCCGAGAGGAGGUGGAAGUAGAGAGCUUCCUCACAUCCGUCAGCGCAUUACUCAAGCUCAUGCAGAACGAGGCGCAACUUCUUAAAGCAAUCAUCCCGGAGAGGCACGAUCGAGCAGUGUUCGAGCAUGUGGUCCAAGCUGCUGUGUCCAUUGUUAUGACCGAAGGCGAGAAUUUGGACAAGAUCGUGAAGGAGAGCGCCGCGCGGCAUGAGUUCCAGAUAGUCUUGAGUUUAUUCCCGGCACUGCAACACCUCACCCAACUGAGACCGGAGUACGAACAGCUGAUGGAAGGUUGUACCCAGAAAGAUCAGUUGUGCAAAGCUUUGGUUCGCAUGCAGACCACCUUGAACAAGUCACUAAACGAGUUUGUCGGCUCCGUGCGGAAUGAUCCUGUGGUGAAAAUGCCUAAAGACGGCACCGUCCAUGAGCUGACAUCGAAUGUGAUGAUGAUGCUUGAACGGCUCUUGGCUUUCGUUGACAUGGUUGGUAACGUUCUUGUGGUGCCGGAUCUGCGAAAACUGUCUAAAGCCGAAGAUCGGAACCGUUGCACACUGUCGCAGUAUGUGCACCUCGUAUUGAGCGCACUCAGCUUGAAUAUCAACAACAAGGCUGUCAGCUACACUGACGAAUACCUCCAGGCGAUUUUCCGGCUGAACAACCUACAUUACAUUUAUCAAUCGUUGCAACGGAGUGGUCUCCUGGAAGUUGUUCAAGAAUUUUAUCCGUCCAUGGGUGAACACUACCUGGAAAACUUGCGGGAAGAGAAGAGGAAAUAUUCGCAGAGCUGGAGCACGGUUCUGCAUUACAUAGUAGAUGUCGAUCGCAGCUUGACCGUUGCUUCGCCGAGGGGCUCGGCGGACUCCCUCAAGAUCAAAGAGAAGGAUCGACAGGCUAUCAAGGAGAAAUUCGCCGGAUUCAACAAAGCCAUCGACGAUAUCCUACGAACACAGAAACAAUACGCCGUGCCCGAUGCUGAAUUGCGUCAGACUAUCAAGCGCGACAACGAGGAAUUCAUUGUUCCAAAAUACAGAUUGUUCUACAACACGUAUGCCGAUGUGCCCUUCACGAGGAAACGAGACAAAUAUGUGCGCUUUUCGCCCAUCGAAGUCUCGGAUAUGAUCAAAGAAUUCUUCGACACAUCUGCUUGAAUUUGGACGAUCGACGAAGCGCUGUCUGCGCUGAAGAUGGAGUUAUGGUUCCGAGCAGAGUUUUUGGCGAAGUGGAGGACCGAGGAGCGAAGAGUCGCUCAAGUGCUCCGUAAUCUCCUUGUUCAUAUGCACAGAAAUCA